AUGGCGACAAUUCCAACAGCAGAAACCACAAACUGGUGUGGGCACCAAGGGGAGUUAAGUCAUAAAGGGCAAACCUCCAUCAGAGAGCAGCAGGGAGUUCUCCUUUACCCACCUCACUUGAACUCAGCUGAGCACAACCAGGAGGCAAGUGUUUGGUACACACACAGGGACUCUAUGAUUAAGCACCAGGCUCAGAAAGCUCCCCCUGGGCAGCACAGGCACUGUGAGAGAUGUUUCAGCCGGCAUUGCCGCGCACCAGUUGAGCCCUCCAUCUCCUGCAUGGUGAUCAGCUGCCGCUUUCACUGCGGGGCCACCUUCCACAUGUGCAAGGAGGAGGAGCACCAAUUACUCUGCCCCUUAGAGCAGGUCUCCUGCCUCAACUCAGCCUACGGCUGCCCUUUUUCCAUGGCCCGCUUUAAGCUGGCGAAGCACCUCCAGGUCUGUCCAGCCAGUGUUGUCUGCUGCUCGAUGGAGUGGAAUCGCUGGCCAAACGUGGAUUCAGACACAACCCUCCACAAGAACAUUAUGAAGGAGACCUUGAACGAAGAGUGUCUGGACACAGCCUUGGCUCUCAGAGACCAGAAGAUACUUUUCAGGACUUUGAAAAUAGCCAACUUUUUUCCAGAGUGGAGGAAAGAGGAUGAAGUGGAAGAGCUAAUGGAGGAAGCCAUGGGUGGGGAAGAAGGUGCUGUGGGAGGAGUAGCCUGUGCUUCCCAAGACAGUGACGACCAGUUGUCCGAGCUCAGCCAACGUGAGCGUGAAGAUUUGGCAAAGGACAAAGAAGGAAUGGAUCUGGGGAGUUACGAAACCUGGGAGAACAUUUUCAGCAAAGAGCUCCUGGCUUGCAAGGUAACAGGCUCAGCAGCCAGCACAGGACAAAAGACGGAGGAGGCUUCCAAGAAAACAGCGUCAGCCCCUCAUGCUGCCAGCUCCACAGAGAAGGCAAAGGAAGUACCUGACGGUGCAGAAGAGGCAAAGGACCAAAAUCCUGAACAAGUAACACCAAAUACAGAAAUGACAGGACUGGCUCCCUGGCAAGAAGGGGUCCUGGAGAGGCUGAAGAAGGAAGUUGGUGUAGGUGAUUACAACAUGUAUCUGGUACAUCAUGGUGGAAUGCUCAUCCGCUUUGGCCAGCUAGCUGCUUGCACUCCCAAAGAAAAAGACUUUGUCUAUGGGAACUUGGAAGCUCAGGAGGUGAAGACUGUCUACACCUUCAAAGUGCCAGUUAGUUACUGUGGCAAAAGAGCACGACUAGGAGAUGCACUGGGCCACAAGGUACCAACUUCAGACAAGUCAGUGGAUACCUCAGAACUGGGAAUAAACCUAGAAGAACUACCUAAGGCAAAUAUAGUUAAAGCCACACUGCUGUGUGCACUGGAAAAAGAGCUGAAAGGCCAUGAGAUCUCCGAAGCAAGGGGUAUCGAUGGACUCUUUAUGGAUUUUGCAACACAGACAUACAGCUUUCCUCUGGAGUCCUUCUCCUCCACUGCUGUUCUAGCAGAUAUUCUGGAUGAAAAAAGCCCACCAGAACUCCACGUGGAGCUCUACACUGAAUCUGUAACCAGAAGACACAACAAAAGCAGUUCAGCUUUCACAUUCACUUGCAGUCAUUUCUUCAGGAGGGACGAGUUCCCAUCCCACUUCAAGAAUGUGCACGCUGAUAUCCAGUCAUGUCUGGAUGGAUGGUUCCAGCAUCGCUGCCCACUGGCCUACUUGGGAUGCACUUUUGUUCAAAAUCACUUCCGCCCUGAUGGACUUAAGGCCAAGGUUAUAUACAGCAAGCCUCUCAAGACAUUUGCUAUUAAACCAGAGGUGAACACCCUCCUUGCUGAAUCAGGGAAGUGCAAUUCCACAGUGGCUAAUCGAGGGAGAAAUAAGGACUUGCUGAGCAGCCUCCCAGUGGAAGUGCUCAAGUACAUUGCAGGGUUCCUGGACAGCUUCAGUUUAUCUCAGCUAUCGCAAGUGUCAGUGCUGAUGAGGGACAUCUGUGCCACUCUUCUUCAAGAGAGAGGAAUGGUCCUGCUGGUCUGGGAGAAAAAAAGAUAUUCCCAUGGCGGUACUUCGUGGAAAGCUCGCAAAAAGAUCUGGCAGUUCAGCAGUCUGUUCUCCAGAGUUAACAAGUGGCAGCGCAACGACGUCGCGUGCAUGUCGGAGCACCUGAAGAACUGUCCCUUCUACCAAGUGGAGCACAAGACGGACCCCGUGCUGCUGACAGGCAUGUGCGAAUCUCGAGAGCAGACUAGAAAGACUUUGGUUUCUACUUUCAAGCGCAGAGUCUGA
Molecule: messenger RNA, 2280 nt
Organism: Pelecanus crispus (Dalmatian pelican)
Lineage: Eukaryota; Metazoa; Chordata; Aves; Pelecaniformes; Pelecanidae
Source: RefSeq, a predicted model, not a curated record